AUGAUGGCGUCGGCCGGCGCGUCACUGCCGCUUCAUGAUGCCAAGUCGACUGCGACGACCGUGCUGUCGGCCUUUCGCCCCGCGCGAACACAGAGAACGAAGACAAUCGCGCUAGCGAUCUUCGGAUUUUUAUGUCUUCUUCUUAUGCUACGUUCCUCUUCCAAGCGAGUCGGACCUGAUUUCUGGACACAAUUCCCUUCUCGUCCUCCUUUCCCCCAGCGCCCAGAAGAUGCCCGGGUCGUUCUUCCUCCAAGAACCGAUAUUGACCUGAACCAUACCCUCCCCCAUGACCUCGACAAGCCAAACCCCCGCCUCCAUGUCCUGGUCCCAGCCCUACAGGGCUCUCGCGGCGUUUGCCGAACCUUCACCUCAGCCAUGAUCCUUGGAUACCCACCUCCGACAAUGAUUGGAUACGGCACCGAGUCGCCCGGAGCGACUGAUGCUGAGCGCAUGGUGGAUAGGAUCACGCGCGCACGCAAUUACCUUCGCGACAGCGUUACCGUGCACGAUAAUGAUUUCGUGCUGAUGGUAGAUGGGCUGGACACGAUAUUCCAGCUGCCACCGCAAGUAUUGAUACAGCGGUUCCAGAGUAUCAUACGGAAGAACAACCAGAAGCUAGAGAGCAAAUUUGGGUUCGUGGAUGUGCCGGGAGAGAAGCCCGGUACUCCGUUCGAAAGGAUACCCAAAUACCAUCAACGGGUUCUCUUUGCUGCAAGCAAGACCUGCUUCCCUGGGUUGCGGGAUGACCCUGGGUGCGCGAGCGUGCCUGAAUCAUCACUGCCACCAGAUGUCUAUGGCUGGAAGACAGAUGACGAUGAAGAUACUUCCUACAAUCGGCCGAGAUGGCUGAACCCUGGAGCAGUCAUCGGACAAGCUGCCGAUCUGCGUUUGAUCUACGAUGAGGUCUUGCGGGAAAUUGGUCAACACCCAAACAAGACUGGAGACUACCAGGCCCUGACACGGCUUUACGGCCGACAGGAGGUGAUACGAGAGUUGGAGCGCAGGCGAACAGUCAAUGGGUUCAAAGAUUGGCUGUACCAAAUGGUUGGCAUUUCCGAUGCCUCAAAUAUCACCGGAAUUACUCUCCGGCUGCAGGCGGGCCAUCGUUACGAGUACGGCAUUGGCGUUGACUUCGAGUCUCAGCUUUUCUUCAACCAGAUGAUGUCCCGCAAGGAUGUGGAAUGGGUGAAGUUCAACAACAUCACCAAGAUGUCAAUGCUGCAAAUGCAGCAUGGUGUUCCGCGUGAGCACAGACUGCUCCUCCCGCAGGAUAUUGCCGCUCUCCCCAACCCGUUCAACCAGUCUCGAUUCGCAAAAGAGUCGACAAUGAGGCCAGUGUGGAAUGCAACACUGGACAAGCUCCCCAAUCCGAACAAUCAUUCCUGGCACAAUGUCCCAUUGAUGACGAACCCUCACUCAGCUUCUGUGCCUGUGCUGGCCCAUUUGAAUGGUGAUCCCAAGCUGCGUAAUGCGUGGUGGGAGAAUAUGUGGUUCUUCCCAUGGGGCCGUGCUCUCCUUCGAAGAUAUGUUCGCAAUGCGCACGGCUUUGAUGCAGCGCAGUCUUCUCUCCUUGGUGGCCAGGACUGGCUGGAGGUGCGCGGGGGUCGGGGUGGUUUAUGGACUGAUAAGGAGACCUGGAUCACUCUCGCCGAGGUUUGCAAUGGCCAAGAACGAGAUCUAUUUGAUGAUGGUCUUGGCCUGUGGUCAAAGGAAAUCGACGACCCAGAUGCUCCGGUCUACAAUCAAUACGGCAAUCUGAUUGGCGGCAAGGAAGAUCCCAAUAAAGAUCCCAAUCAAGAUGUCCCCGGGUUUUCUCCCGACUUUUCAUUCUAA
Penicillium olsonii is the source of this 1833-nucleotide messenger RNA. The record is from the annotation of a GenBank genome assembly. NCBI's taxonomy places the organism in Eukaryota, Fungi, Ascomycota, Eurotiomycetes, Eurotiales, Aspergillaceae.